CAUUAUCUUGUGGUAUCUCUCCCGCGUGUGAAAGGACCCAUUGACCCUGAAGUGUGGUCGUGAAAAAAACGUAGAGGUACAUAUUGCCGGAUCCCUCUACCAAUCAGCACCAUGGUGGAGUACCUUGCUCAAAACUUUUCAGGCUGCAUUUUCGAUUGAGUCUUCCAACACUUUCCCAAACCAACAUCUUCUGUUCACGCAGUGCUCACCAACAAAACAUUGUAACCCAAACAAAUAUCUCCAGGGGCAACCGCUACAGUCUCCACUACCCCUUUUCUUAGCUCCAUUUCCCAACAGAUCCACCAUCAACGUCAACGUCAACGUCAACACUCGACCCUCCACCAAACCUUCCAUUCGUCUUGAACAAGAACUACCACGAACAACAACAACAGCCCAAGCACAAAAGCACCACCACCACCACAAAAAAUGACCACCCCCCUUCCAACCCUAACCACCACCCCCACCCGGCACCCAACCUCCUGCACUUCCCUCUCCCUCCCCCUCCUCUCCCUCCUCAACCGCGUCCUCCCUUCCCCCGGCCCACCACAUACAAGUUCAAGUUCACCAACCCUCACCCUCUCCAUCGGUUCCGGCCCCGGCCUCCUCGAAGCCCUUUUCCUCCACCAUUACCCAUCCCGCUCUGCCUCCUUCUACGGCGUCGAAGUUGCCCCUCCCAUUUCCCAAUUAAAGGAAGGAAAGGAAGUGAAUACUUGGUUACCGGAGCAGAACACCGUUACCGUUCCGGGGACUUGGGCGCUGGUCGACAAAGAAAUGUUGGGGGAGGUGGGGGGAUUGGUUUUUGUAUAUCCUAGGAGUGGGGGGUUGGUGGGGAGGUAUUUGGAGGAGGCUGAGAGAGUUGAGGUGGUGGUUUGGAUUGGACCGUGGUGUGAUGUGGAGGAGUACGAGGAGGUUUUGAAGGUGUGGGGGGUUAGGCAGGAGGUUCCGAUGGGAGGAGAGGGAGAUGGGGAGGAAGAGGAAGGUGGGAAGUUGGUGGAGGAGGGGGAGGUGGUGUUGGUUUAUAGGAGGAGGACGGAGUGAAGUGAAGGGGUAGCAAGAGCCAGUCGCCAGUGAUCCAGGCAUGACAAGAGGAUGAAGGAAUUUGGGGAUCGACAAGCAAAGAGCUAGCUAGUUUUAUUUUGCCUUGGUGCCAAACAGACAGAGCACAAAAUGCAAAAGGAAAAAAAACACACAAAAAAAAAAAAGGGUGUGAACCGUAA
Molecule: messenger RNA, 1217 nt
Organism: Neurospora tetraspora
Lineage: Eukaryota; Fungi; Ascomycota; Sordariomycetes; Sordariales; Sordariaceae
Exons: 1
Coding region: 427-1038 (203 amino acids)
Source: RefSeq, a predicted model, not a curated record